Messenger RNA from Ictidomys tridecemlineatus (thirteen-lined ground squirrel), 6015 nucleotides. NCBI's taxonomy places the organism in Eukaryota, Metazoa, Chordata, Mammalia, Rodentia, Sciuridae. The record is from RefSeq and is a predicted model, not a curated record.
AUAUACGCCUGUGGGGCGUUCCUUUUUCUCAGCUCCAGAAGGAUAUGACCACCCUCUGGGAGGGGGCAGGGAAGUAUGGUUUGGAUUCCAUCAAUCUGUUCGACCUGCCAUGUGGAAAAUGAUGCUUAAUAUCGAUGAAAGAGACCUCUGGCAGCAGUGUGGAGAAUAGAUAGAGGAGAAAAAAACUAAUCUGAGAAGCCAGUUAGGAGGCUUUUCAAUCACUAGUUCAGGUUUCAAUCUACAUGUUACUUCCUUGAGAAGCAUUGUUUGACAGACACCCUUCUCCCCCCAUCCAGCCAUCCCCCAAGUCUGAUUUCUGCCACUGCCUUCUACAAAGCACAACCUGUAAUUCAGUUCAUGUGUGAAGUUCUUGAUAUUCACAAUAUUGAUGAACAACCAAGACCUCUGACUGAUUCUCACCGGGUAAAAUUCACCAAAGAGAUAAAAGAUUAUUUUCAGCUUGUGGUUUGAAUGAAGCAUUCAAGUUUAUUCACUGAACAUCUUUCAGUUCCCCAAAUCAAUUAGAGUAGCUGAAUACAUCCUGCUUGCUCCAGUAAUCAUUCAUUCUUUGCCAUUCAGAAACCAGGAAAAAGAUAGUCAUUGCAAUAAAACAUUAAAAGGAAAAUUCUUCCUGCUUUGAAAAUAAGCAUCCAUUUUUCUCAAAUUAUAUAAGUGCUGAAAUAAGAAACUGUUAAAUAUAACUAUUUUGUAACCAUACCAUUGUCCUUUCAUAAUCUGUAUUAACUGCACAGUUAGCCUUGUCAGGAGGUUAGUGCAUUACCUGCCAUUAUAUAUGUGAUCAUCUAAAUGCCAUGGUUUCCAGUGGAGUUGCUGCUUAGUUACCACCUCUGAUAUCAUGAAGUCACUUACAUUAUUUUGCGGUAACUAUGCAAUCAACUCAUAUCACCACUCUAUCACAGAAAAUACAAGAUCUGUACAGAACAAGGAUUCAACCGCUGCCCGGAGAGCAUGGACUCGAUCUUAACUUCAACUGCUCAGGGGCCCAAAGAAAUGACUGAAAAAAUGACUAGAAAGCAUUAUAAAGUUGAUGUUAUAGUGAAGGUCUGAAGGUUGAAGUGACUCAUUGUGGAACAAUGAGACGGAAAUACCGUGUUUGUAAUGUAACAAGAAGGCCUGCCAGUCAUCAAACCUUUCCCUUACAGCUAGAAAAUGGCCAAACUGUGGAGAGAACAGUAGCUCAGUAUUUCAGAGAAAAGUACACUCUUCAGUUGAAGUACCCACACCUUCCCUGUCUGCAAGUGGGGCAGGAGCAGAAACAUACCUACCUGCCGCUGGAAGUCUGUAAUAUUGUGGCAGGACAACGAUGUAUUAAGAAACUAACAGACAAUCAGACUUCAACUAUGAUCAAGGCAACUGCAAGAUCUGCACCAGAUAGACAAGAGGAAAUUAGCAGAUUGGUAAGAAGUGCAAAUUAUGAAACAGAUCCAUUUGUUCAGGAGUUUCAAUUUAAAGUUCGAGAUGAAAUGGCUCAUGUAACCGGACGUGUACUUCCAGCACCUAUGCUCCAGUAUGGAGGACGGAAUCGGACAGUGGCAACACCAAGCCAUGGAGUAUGGGAUAUGCGAGGAAAACAGUUCCACACAGGAGUUGAAAUCAAAAUGUGGGCUAUAGCUUGUUUUGCCACACAGAGGCAGUGCAGAGAAGAAAUUUUAAAAGGUUUCACAGACCAACUGCGUAAGAUUUCCAAGGAUGCAGGGAUGCCCAUCCAGGGCCAGCCAUGCUUCUGCAAAUACGCACAGGGCGCAGACAGUGUAGAGCCCAUGUUCCGGCACCUCAAGAAUACAUACUCUGGGUUACAGCUCAUUAUUGUCAUCCUGCCAGGAAAGACACCAGUGUAUGCGGAGGUGAAACGUGUAGGAGAUACACUUUUGGGUAUGGCUACACAGUGUGUUCAAGUGAAGAAUGUAAUAAAAACAUCUCCUCAAACUCUCUCAAAUUUGUGCCUAAAGAUUAAUGUUAAACUUGGCGGGAUAAAUAAUAUUCUUGUACCUCAUCAAAGACCUUCUGUGUUCCAGCAACCAGUGAUCUUUUUGGGAGCAGAUGUCACUCAUCCACCUGCUGGUGAUGGGAAAAAACCUUCUAUUGCUGCUGUUGUAGGUAGUAUGGAUGCCCACCCAAGCAGAUACUGUGCCACAGUAAGAGUUCAGAGACCCAGGCAGGAGAUCAUCCAGGACUUGGCAUCCAUGGUCCGAGAACUUCUCAUUCAAUUUUAUAAGUCAACUCGGUUCAAACCUACUCGUAUCAUCUUUUAUCGGGAUGGUGUUUCAGAGGGACAGUUUAGACAGGUAUUAUAUUAUGAGCUACUAGCAAUUCGAGAAGCCUGUAUCAGUUUGGAGAAAGACUAUCAACCUGGAAUAACCUAUAUCGUAGUACAGAAGAGACAUCACACUCGACUAUUUUGUGCUGAUAGGACAGAAAGGGUCGGAAGAAGUGGCAAUAUCCCAGCUGGAACGACCGUUGAUACAGACAUUACACAUCCGUAUGAGUUUGAUUUUUACCUCUGUAGCCAUGCUGGAAUACAGGGUACCAGCCGUCCUUCACACUACCAUGUUUUAUGGGAUGAUAACUGCUUUACUGCAGAUGAACUUCAGCUGCUAACUUACCAGCUCUGCCACACUUAUGUACGCUGUACACGAUCUGUUUCUAUACCUGCACCAGCGUAUUAUGCUCACCUGGUAGCAUUCAGAGCCAGAUAUCAUCUUGUGGACAAAGAACAUGACAGUGCUGAAGGAAGCCACGUUUCAGGACAGAGCAAUGGGCGAGAUCCACAAGCUCUUGCCAAGGCUGUACAGAUUCACCAAGAUACCUUACGCACAAUGUACUUUGCUUAAGUCCAAGGAAGAACUGAAAGAUGCGUCGACAUAACGUAUGUUUUGAGUGAGUUGAUUGAGUAGGGACACCUCCAGCCAUACAGAAGCCAGUGCUGUGUGGAUGUCUGCUUCUUAUGUUGAUAGAAGGAAAUUGUUUACUUCAUCGAGGAACGCAGCACCAUUAUGCAAUAUGAAACCAGCCAGCUGCUUUUUGUGCGGUCUCCUGUAGGAAGUAUCGCAAUUGUUUUGUUUUCACUUCUUAUAGUCUAACCCUUUUAAUGCCUUUACCUCAAGUUGCUUGGCAGCACAACUAUCUUUGCAAAAAAAAAAAAGUAAAGAAAAAGUAAAUGAUGGUUUAAAAACACACACCUAUACGAAUAAUCAAAAUGAUUGUUCACAACUAUGUGUGCAAAAAAAUUAAUGUGUGUUCAUAUAUUCUUGUAAAAGGAGUCUGUGUAUUUUUAAAAUAUAUACAUGUAUAUUUCAAAAGCAUAUAUAUCUGAAUCUAGAUAAUAGAUAUAUAUGUGUCUGUGUAUAUAUUUUGUAGUUCAUUCCAAUGGGGAGCUUUCUUUCCCUUUUUUUCUUCCCUUACUACCACCUUUAUUUUCCUCUCUACCUUCCUUGCCUUCUUCUACAUUUUUUUCAUUAAUGCUAUCAGUGACAUUCAGAUGUUCAUAUGAAUGAUUCAUUUGAAUGUGAAGCAUGGCAAAUUGUAGGUUUCUAUUUUAUUUUGCACACCUUAUUACCUGUCUUCUAUCUCAUACACAGUUCUGAGUCCUCAACUCUUUAUACUGCAUUUUGUAUGAGUGUGUGUCUCUCCCUCAUGCUCUGAACUUAUAUUUGCCAUUUGUGCAAUGUGUACAUAAGCAGUAGCAACCCAAAUGAUUCCUUUUCUUUAGUGAGUUUGUUGAAGUUGCUAUAAAUAUAAAACCUUGUCAGAAGUUGUCACUUUUUCUCUCUGAUAAGCGUUAUGUAAUUCUAAAACCUCCUGUUUCUAUGAGUUACACAUGAAAAUCCCUUAAAUCUUUUAUAAAUGGUAAAUAUUUUGAAAGAUUGGAACUCUGUAGGGUUGAGGCCUCUGAAAUUGUGGGGGGGGGGAGAGAAAGAGAGAGAGAAGGGAUUGUUGUGGAGGGGUGCAUUUUGUUUUUUGCUAGUUUACUUGCUGCCUCUCAUACCUUAAUGUGAUUUUCAUAUAUAUAUAUUUUUAUAUAUAUGUAUGUGUGUAUAUAUAAACAUAUAUGUAUGUGUUUUGAAGUACAGCUUCCUUUUCUUUUAUAUUUAUUAGAAUAGUGCUUUAAUAAUUAUAGAACUGUAUUGGCAACAUCUUUUAUAGAAAUAUAAUCAUGCUUAUUUUAAGAACCGACAACAUGUUUUUGCUAUCUUUUAGUGCAAUAAGCAGUUUUAAAGGACAGUUGUGUCUGUUUGACAUCUUUACAAUGGAUAGUAGGAAAAACAGGCACCUUCAUUAUUUUAAAAGGGCAAAGUAAUCCAGCCUUAAUUUCAGAAGGAAAGUUUCGUAAUUUUCAAUUUUAAUGCAUGUCUUUUAAAAUUUAUAAUGAAAACGAAGGAAGUAAAAUUAUUGAAAUGAGUCUGACCUUGAAUAUCAGAAAUAAAGUUGAACUUUGAUUUAGUGAAGAGCUUAAGAUUUAAAAGAUUUUUAAAUUAUUUGAAAAUAGAUCAUGUUUGUUGAAGAAUCAUACGGGCAAAGUACCCAUUUUACUUACUAAAAUGAAUCAGGAAUAUACAGAAUGGUAUUUUUAAAAGAUUUGUCUGCUGAUUUAUCACUAGUGUAACUUUCUUUUCAUAAUUAAGGUGAUGGUGACAAAGGAAUUUAAGACAUUGAUCAUUUUAAUGAGUUAAAAUACUGAAAUGUGAGGAAAACUUUUUACGGAACUUUUGUUUUAUUGAUUUCACUUUAAGAUACUUAAAAAGUACUAUUAAUCUUUCAAAACCAAGUUUAUCAGUAAUAUUGGAGUCAGGGGAGCUUUGCACUUUGUAACUCAUAAAAAUUGCAUUUGAGGGUUUUUUGUUUUGUUUUGUUUUUUAACACUGGUUCAAAGUAUAGGUAUUACAGAUCAUUUCCAGUGGGCAUUGGUGUUAGCCUUUCAGAAUUCCAUCUGCAUAUGAAAACUAAUGGAUUUAGACCUUUAGUUUUUCUCACACCUGUAAUCCACUAUUAUUGCCAAUUUACUGUAUUUUGAGCCUAAAAUCUGAGCCCAUGUCCUCCAACAGGCAUGAAGUCUUUUGUCCCUUUGCCAGAAAACUAAAAAAGUACUGUAUUUUGUAUGAUUAUUAUUUUGAAGUAUCUGAAAUGCAAUUUACAACACUGUUUCAAAGCACUUUACAUAAGAUAAUAUUUGUAUAGUAUAUACAUUUUUUUUCUUCAAGCCUUCUCUCAUCUUCUCCAAAAAAAUUCUUUUAAAAUGUGUUUGGGUUUUUUGUUUGUUUAAUUUUUGUUUUGUCUUGGUUUGUUUCUUGAGACAGGGUCUCACUGUGUGGCCCAGACUGGUUUCAAACCCAGAGGCUCAUGUAAUCCUCCCACCUGAGCCUUCCCAGUAGCUGGGACUACAGGUAUGCACCACACCUGGCUGUUUUUUUAUAUUGAAGUUUCAUGAAUAUAGUCAAGAACAUAGGAAAGAAAAGAAAAUAGUAUAUCCUAAAUGUAAAAACUUGGUUUAUGCUUGCUUAAUAUAAAUAAAACCAUCUUCCUUUGUCUGUGGCAUCUGUACAUAUUCAUGUGAGAGACUUUAGGGAGCAACUGUGGAUACCAUGUCCCUGUUUACUACUUUACCUAAUUUUCAGUUACUUAGGCUCACAUUGGCUAAAGUGAAGCCCUUAAUUUAAAUCUAUUUGGAAGGACUUUUUUAAGAGGAGAAAUAUUUUUUCUAAAAUAUAAAGUUUUACCUUUUGAAUGAUUUAUUUUUUAGAGUGCUCUUAAAUUAUUCAGCAUUGCUGGUUUAAGAUUCUUAACUUGGAAGAAUAUGUCUAGUAAAUUUCUAUUUUGCUUACUAAUAAGUUGGUAUACCAAACUUAAUUAUAAGAAACCUGUGCUUUGAAUUUUAAGAUAUAAGACUAAGUGGCAGUCACCUCUUGAAAACUGUUCUAGUUAUUUUUGCACUCUGGAUAGAAUUCCUAAUCUUUUCUGUUUAAAAAAAAAAAAAAACAUGAAACUCACAGUGACGUU